Messenger RNA from Cantharellus anzutake, 2019 nucleotides. RefSeq lists its product as uncharacterized. The coding region runs from base 1 to 2019 and encodes 672 amino acids. Gene Ontology annotation, molecular function: oxidoreductase activity. The record is from RefSeq and is a predicted model, not a curated record. Lineage: Eukaryota; Fungi; Basidiomycota; Agaricomycetes; Cantharellales; Hydnaceae. The transcript is spliced from 9 exons.
AUGUCCGACAUUUCCGGCUACGAAACGAUCAUCGUUCCCAACACUGGCCAUAGGCUGGCAGUGACCUUCGUUCCUGGUUCUUGCCUACAGGCGGAUGUUUUCCGUUUCGGGCUCGAUACACAGAUCUUUCGUCGGGAGGGCCGAAAGAUUCAAGUUAGUAAUGGGAAGUGGGCAAAAUUUGGGUAUUACGACCAUCAGAUAGAUUACACCAAUAACAAGGAGGAUGCGGUCGAGUGGAAUAUUGUAGAAACCGGCGCAGGCAGUCUGAUUAAAGAUAAUCGUGGAAGGGCUUGGACUUUUGAUCUUACAAAGGAUUCUCACCGUGUACCAAUAAUCCUGGAUAACGUGCGGGAGCCCGAAAAUGGAUUACCAACGAAACUGCAGGAGUUUCACAUUAUUACUGGCAUCCCCCCUCCACCCCCUGACAUACAAAAGAAGCGUCUUGGGGAGGUUCCCCAGGUCCUUGAAGGAACAGUCGAUAUUACUGGAGCGAACAAACCGGAGAAACGCGAGGGUAAGACGCCACCUCCUCGACUGGAGAUUGAGGAGUUUCGUAAGGACAAGCGGUUCUUUGCUUUGUACAUUCAGGCUUUGAUCGAAGUGAAAAAGUUGCCGGAAAGCCUCAUUACGUCGUAUUAUCAGAUUAGCUCGCUUCACGGGCUUCCUCUUAUUCUUUGGAACAAUGCCCCAGGCACAGGUGUCUACUGCCAGCACGCCUCACCCCUCUUCCCGACCUGGCAUAGACCUUACGUUGCUCUCUUCGAGCAAGUCAUCCAGGAGCGUGCUAUCAAGAUAGCAAACAGAUAUGCUGGCACAGACAAACAGAAAUGGGUACGAGCAGCAGAGGAUCUACGCCAGCCUUACUGGGACUGGGCCAAGGAGCGGGAUCCGUCGUUCCUCAACAUUUUUUUCUCUACACAGACUUUCGAUAUUGAAACGCCGGAGGGGAGCAAGCACUUGCAAAACCCUUUCCUUUAUUAUCAGUUCGACUCCCGUUUCUCGAAGAGCAGCUUUCCCGCCGAGUACCAGGGUUUCGACAGAACCCUUAGGCAUCCAUAUAGCAGAGAUUCGGCAGAAUCCAUCAAGAGGCGAGCCAAGAAAAAACCAUCCGGUUCUAAACUAAUGUUGCUUAUGAUUCCCAGUUCCUUCAAAGCCGCACAGAAACAACUUACACAACAAGGCAAAAAGCGGGGGGGUCGUAAGGGAGGUACAAGCAGUCUGGAGGCGGUGCACGACACUAUCCACAACAUAGUGGGAUUCAACGGCCAUUUCAAUAGCGGUCUGGGAGCUUUUGAUCCCUUGUUCUUCCUUCAUCACUCCCAAGUCGAUAGGUUGUUGUCUCUGUGGAGUACGCUUCAUCCGGACGUAUGGGUUCAUGAAAACGAACCAACAGGUUCUGAAGGCUCACCACCUCCAGCUCUUUACCCAUUCCGGAAGCCCAAGGACGAGGGCGAGGACACGGACAAAUGGUGGACUUCGGCUGAAAUUCGUUCUCAUGAAACGUUCAAUCACACCUAUCCGGAAUAUCUAGACAAGAAUGGCGGCCUCGUGCCCAAUGACAAACUCAAGGCGCACAUUCGAACGGAAGUCGACAAAUUAUAUGGAAAGUACUCAAUCUUCGGCGACGAGCCCACCGGAGAGACGCGGUCCGCUCUGUCGUGGUCCGUUCGCAUUCUGUCAAAGCGCUUCGUGAUCGACAAGAGUUUCUCUGUAUUCGUCUUCCUCGAAGAAUAUCCAAAGACAAUUGCCGAAUGGAGGAAGAAGGCUGUUGGUACCCACGAUGUUUUCAUCAACUACAGCGCGCGCAACCAGUGCCCAAAUUGCGACAGUCGCGCAGAACAAGACAUUGAAGGCUAUGUACACUUGACCUCCGAGCUUCAAGACCUUCAAAAAAAGAAAGCAUUGGGGCUGAGCGAAAGCGACGUGGUCAAUCACUUGAAGGAAAAGCUGUACCUUGGUAUACUGAAGGUGAUCACUUCACUCACGGUCGAUCAAAUGUCAACAGAGCAUUUAUGCUAA